AUGUCCGACGACUACGACGACGACGACGACGACGAGUUCGGUGAUGGCGAGGAGGAGUACGACGGCCGUCGUCGUGCGGGUCUAGGGCGAGAUCGCGCCGACGACGACGACGACGAGUGGCGCGGACAGCCCCUGCCGCCCAACGCCGUCCAGAGGAACACGCCGCGCGGCCGAAGUCGGAGAUCAGGCCCCGCAUCCGCGGGCGGCACCACCGCGACCACCAACGACGCCCUCCGCGAUCCGUUUGCCGACGGAGCCGACACCACCACGCCCAACGACCGGGCCGAAUCGACGCCCCUCCUCGACGGGCGAGAACGGCGCCACCGCUCGUCGUACCUCUCGACGGCCUCGGCCUCGGCCGACGCCAGCACCGCCGUCGACGACCACGACCCCGACUUCGACCUCGACGACGCCGACGGCGCGCUGCUGGCCUCGGCGCUCUCGGCGGCCGAUCCGACGCCACCGACGAGCGGCGCGCCGGGCAGCAGCACGUUUUUGCAGUCCUGGUUCAACACCGUCAACGCCCUGGUCGGCGUGGGCAUCCUGGCGCUGCCCCUGGCCUUUUCCUACGCCGGCUGGAUCGGCGGCGCGGGCCUUUUCCUCGUGUGCGGCGCCCUGACAAACUACACGGGCAAGGUGCUGGCGGCCAUCAUGGCGCGCGAGCCGUCGCUGCGCACCUAUGCCGACAUUGGCAGCUACGCCUUUGGCCCUCGCGCCCGCUGGCUCGUCAGCCUGUUUUUCUGCCUCGAGCUGUGGGCCGUCAGCGUGGCCUUGAUCAUCCUGUUUGGCGACAGCAUGGCCGCCAUCGUCCCCGCGCUGCCCUCGGCGGCCUUCAAGGCCGUCGGCCUGGCAAUCGUGCUGCCCACCGUCUUUCUGCCGCUGCGCUGGCUCAGCCCCAUCUCGGUCGUCGGCAUCGUCUCGACCGUGACGCUCGUCGUCGUCGUCGUCGCCGACGGCCUCUACAAGCGCCACUCGCCCGGCAGCAUCCUCGACCCGGCGCCCUCGACCAGCCUGGGCCCGCAGUGGCGCCGCGUGCCCCUGUCGUUCGGCCUCAUCAUGUCGGGCUUCUCGAGCCACCCCGUCAUCCCGUCGCUCGUCAACGACAUGCGCGACCCGCGCCAGUUUCCGCGCAUGCUCAACCUCGCCUACCUCGCCGCCACGCUCCUCUACCUCGCCAUGGGCAUGGCCGGCUACGCCAUGUUCGGCCGCGCCGUCUCCGACGAGAUCACGCGCGACCUCGCCGCCACGCCCGGCUUCCCCGUCUGGCUCAACCGCGCCGCCAUCUGGCUCAUUGUCGUCAACCCGCUCGCCAAGUUUGCCCUCGCUUCGCGCCCCAUCCAGGUCACCUUUGAGACGCUCCUCGGACUCGACGGCGUGCCCAGCCCGGCGGCGGCGGCGGCGGCGGCCGGACGGCGCAACCGCAUCCUGCAGCCCCUCUUGCGCACGCUCUUGACGCUCCUCAUCACGGCGACGGCCAUCGUCCUGCCGGGCUUCGAGAAGGUCAUGGCCUUUCUCGGCGCGUUCCUCGCGUUUGCCACGUGCAUCCUCGGCCCGCUGCUGGCCAACUUUGCCCUGUUUGGCGCCGAGCUGCCGCGCUGGCGCGUCGUCGUCGACCUCGUCGUACUCGCCCUCAGCGCCGUACUCGCCGCCCUCGGCACCGUCUGGGCCUUUCUCCCCAUGUAG
This is a messenger RNA of Pseudozyma flocculosa PF-1, 1683 nucleotides long. RefSeq lists its product as uncharacterized. The transcript is spliced from 2 exons. The record is from RefSeq and is a predicted model, not a curated record. Gene Ontology annotation, biological process: amino acid transmembrane transport. Gene Ontology annotation, cellular component: vacuolar membrane. Bases 1 to 1683 code for a protein of 560 amino acids. Lineage: Eukaryota; Fungi; Basidiomycota; Ustilaginomycetes; Ustilaginales; Ustilaginaceae. Gene Ontology annotation, molecular function: amino acid transmembrane transporter activity.